UAUAAUCACUACGAAUGAAAAAGCACAAAAUGUUGCUCGCAAAGAAACAAAUCAUAAGUUUUCUGGCAAUUUUCCUGCCACGUGCGUCAUCAUGCGCAGUCGCACUUGCCCGUUCACAAUGGAACUUCUAUGUUACACACGGUAGUAUUGAUAGCGGCAAGUAGUUAAUGUUGUUCUUUCGCGCCGAAGAAAAAUCUCUUUAAGGGGCAAUGCUGAUAAAGCGUGAAGUGACAGUGGCGAUGAGUAGUGCAGUGGGCGUCAGAGUUGCCAGCAGGUAGUUAAUUGACGAAGAAGUAUUGUCACGUCUGCCAGGAUAUGCCACCGAUCCGUGACUCCAACACCGACAGACCGUCCGGUGUCGAAUUCCUGUUUGCCGCGGUGUCGGGAGUAGGCGCAGGCUGCUUUACCAAUCCUAUCGACGUGAUAAAGAUACGUCUGCAGCUGCAAGGCGAGCUGGAGGCAAGAGGCACUUACAAGAAGAUCUAUCGCAACACCUUCCACGCGGCUUACUUGAUCGCCAGGUACGAGGGUCUGUUCGCCCUGCAGUCUGGCAUCGCGCCGGCGCUCAUUUUCCAAGUGUUCCUCAACGGCACGCGACUGGGCAGCUAUCACUUUGGCCGACGCUAUGGAAUCACGCUCAACGAGGAAGGCGAGACGAGCGUCAUUAAAACGGCGCUGUUCUCCGGCGUCGCCGGCGUCACUGGUGCGGUCGCCGGCAGUCCCUUUUAUCUCGUGAAGACGCAACUACAGUCGCAAGCUGCGAAGGGCAUCGCAGUCGGAUAUCAGCACCACUAUGCCGGCACAUUCGACGCUUUCCAACAUGUUUGGCGCGAAGGUGGUUUUUAUGGCUUGUACCGUGGAUGGUACGCCAAUUUGCCAAAGACGUUCAUAGGCUCUGCCACGCAACUCACGGUCUUUGGCCUCGUCACCGAUUUCCUUAGGCCCUUCGAGACAUUCGCAAAACAACCGUUACUUUUGACGUUUGUCGGAUCGCUCAUCAGCGGAUGCUGCUUAGCAGUAGUGAUGCAACCGUUCGACGUAAUAUCCACGAGACUCUACAACCAAGGUACUAACGUCAAUGGCCAGGGUGUUUAUUACAACGGCUUGUUCGAUGCCUUGUACAAAGUAUUCAGGAUCGAGGGAGUUCUAGGCCUGUACAAAGGCAUCUUUCCGACUCUAAUGAGAAGCGCGCCUCACGUUGUCUUGUGCCAAGUUUUUUACGAAAAUCUUGCACAGCUUUACGAUAAAUACUACAAAGUUCCAAGAUGAUCGGCAUUAUAAUAAAAUAUAGCUUAUACGGUACAAUCGUGCAGAAGUAGAAUUACCUCGAAUUUCAAAUUCUCUCGGUUUAACUAGAGAAAUGAGACCUUACAUAGUUUUUGAAUGUCAUUGUUGGACAUGGCUGCAGUAAUUAUUGCAGAUGAUCGUAAAUUGAAUUUAAUUAAAGAUAGUUCUUCGCAGACGCAUGCUCAGCAUUCAAUAAAAACUGUUUGAAUUCAGUGAUUGUAAUCGAUUUUGUUCUAGUAUUUACUGGUAUUUACUAUCUCAAUUUACUUAUUUAUGAAAAAUACAUUUUAAGCAUUUUAAAGUUAUCAUAAUUCUAAUUGUUGAUAGCGCGUUAAUUGAGCAUCAUGUUAAUAAUUUGUUAUUAUUUACUCACUACAGAAUAAAAUCGCACGAUAUCAUACUUAUAUUUCAAUUCAUUAGCCAGUGUUCAUCUUGCUGGUCUUACCGAUUAAUCACAUCUUUGAUGAGAAACUUUCCUUCCAAAAGAGCAAUAUUUC
This is a messenger RNA of Phymastichus coffea, 1784 nucleotides long. Its product is annotated as solute carrier family 25 member 35-like. The record is from RefSeq and is a predicted model, not a curated record. Lineage: Eukaryota; Metazoa; Arthropoda; Insecta; Hymenoptera; Eulophidae. Bases 316 to 1269 code for a protein of 317 amino acids. The transcript is spliced from 5 exons.